AUGGCGCAAGUAGCCCAGAAAACGCUGCGAACGCGCAAGGCCACUCCGACCGGGUGCGAGGACCUGGACCGCUACGACCUCGACAAGUUCCUCUACAAUCUGGGCCUCGUGCGCAAGACGAUGCCGUCGGACGGCAGCGGUGUCUAUCGCUCCGCCUGCGAAAUGGUAACCGGGACACAAAACAGCCAUGCGACCCUGAAACGCUACAUUGAGACCGGGAUCACCGAGAAAAACCCCAGCUUCCCUUUGGGGCUGUGCGAGCGCGAGCGAAACGAACUGAUCCUCACCGAAAUGUCCAGCUUGUUACGGCGAAACAUUGUUUUGUACGAAGAAGAUGGGACAGUCUUGCGCUUUGAUACACCGGCUGGCAAACCUGAUGGCAAGGAAUUGAUGUUCUGCUACGCCAAUUCGGGCUUGGAAGCAAUCUACAAGGUCGAAGAGCACGUCACUCUGGCUGUUGCUCAAGCUGUCACCUACAAAAUCUUGUACAACGGGGUUUUCGAAGAGCCGAGGCACACUAUUCGCUACGCUAUUUCGUCAAUACGCGAGGACAUUGACCAUAACUGCAGCGAGCCCGACGUCGUUUCCGUGAACCGGGACGAAGGUGGACGGAUUAUUAUUGGGGAAAAGACGGCUCAUUCUCAGAGCGACAGUCUCAAGAAGAAACAGCGAUCCAUGAAGAAGUGUCCUCCUGUGCCAUUUUCUGCGUGCAAAUCUUUGGAUCCAUCGAUCUACCGCAAUGUGGCUUUUGACUUGUUCAUCCGAGGUCGUCGCGAUCACCGUGCAAACCCAACGAAAGGAGUCAAGAGCCAGGUGUUCGAUCAGGCGGCCUACGUAGGUUUCCCCGUUGGAGCCUCUGUCCUCGUUCCCGAUUACAAGAAAACCUACCAUCUUGGCCUGGUCACUGAAGUAGUUCACGAAGACAUGCGACGCGUGCAGUUGGUCGCCACAAAUGAAAAACUGGUUGCAUCUGUACAUGACCUGGUGGCCUCCCGCUACGAACCCGGGUGCAAGCCACCAAGCGAUCAGAUUUACCCAUCAAUCUUUGCGAAAGGCGACAAGUCUGAAGAAAAAUCGGCGGACCGGAGCCUCAGGCCGUCGCCUACAUCAAAUGUUUCCGGGUCUUCGCUGUCGAAGCGUGAUUGGGACUACCAUGCGGCGAACAUGCUCAAGUCAGAUCGCAGUCUGUUUGGACCGUUCCCGAAUGUCGGUACGAAGACCUACCUCAUGAAUACGCCGAAAUCGAAAAAGCCGCCGGCGCUCAGUUUCUUCAGUGACAACCAAUCUUCAUUCCCUACUCCGCCUAGCCAAAAUAAGUCUUUGUCGCCCGCUCACAUGGGGAAUGAUCUUGACAAGCUAUUCCCGCCAUUGCCGUUCGAUGAUCUGGAUCAGAUCCGCUUCAGCUGGCCUCUGCCCAUUCGUGUCCCUGGGUUCACUCGUCAGCUUCUUGAUGAGGUCCGCACUUCGGUGUUGCUCGCAAAGACUUCUAUUCUUGCUGAUGGGUCGGAUCUGCCUCAAAACAUUGACACCCUGCGCUUCUUCUACAAUGUGGGCUACGAGGCGUACAAGCGUGCUGUACUGGGUGGCUCCGAGAAAGGCAUGGACUUUUCGAAGACCUUUGAGCCAACUGCGGUCCCUCUCCCCGAAGUGCACGGCCGGCCAUUGUAUGAAGCCGAGGAUGGAUGUCUUGUGGCGUAUUUUCCCGAAGUUCCGCCGCUGACCGAGCCUCUGGAUUCACUUCCUGAACGAGUGCGCGACUAUGCUUUUCCAGUCAUCGGUGGUGUUCGCACAGUGUCCGGCUGUCCGCCACCUGGAGCGAAGCCUCAUCAUAAGCGUCUUCUCUUG
Molecule: messenger RNA, 1845 nt
Organism: Mesorhabditis spiculigera
Lineage: Eukaryota; Metazoa; Nematoda; Chromadorea; Rhabditida; Rhabditidae
Source: the annotation of a GenBank genome assembly